AUGGUAGCUUGGACCACGGUGGAGUUUCAUGGGUUGGUCAAUGGUAGCAGCUGGUUCAAGAACAAGAGAACCUCUUUGUCUGACUUCAUCAUCACUAACCGGGGUCUCUCCAGGAUUGUUCUGCUGUGGAUUCUCUUUUUUUUUUUUUUCGUGCAGACUAGUGAUAUUUUCUGGACAUUUACAAACCAUCUGAGCAUUUGGCUUGCCACCUGUCUCAGUGUCUUCUAAUGCCUGAAAGUCGCCAGUUUCUCCCAUCCUACGUUCCUCUGGCUCAAGUGGAGAGUUUCCAGGUUGGUUGUAUGGAUGCUGUUGGUACCCUGCUCUUAUCAUGUAGCAUCUGUUCUCAGUGGAAUUGAUGGAACAGGGAAUGUGACUGAACCCUUUAGAAAGAAAAGAAAUGAAUAUAAGCUGAUCCAUUUUCUUGGGACUCUGUGGGACCUCCCUCCCUUAAUUGUAUCUCUAGCUUCCUACUUUCUGCUCAUCCUCUCCCUGGGGAGGCAUAUGCGGCAGAUGCAGCAAAACUUUACCGGCUCCAGAUAUCCAAGUACUGAGGCCCAAAAGAGGGCCAUCAAAAUCAUCCUUUCCUUCCUCUUUCUCUUCCUACUUAGAAAUUUGGAGGUGACACAUGGAAAAGCUCAGACUUUGUUAUGCAACUUCAUCAAUAUGUGGACUUCCCUUAAUCCAGGGAGUCUGCAGUUUAGCCAGGAGCCGUACGCAUUCAUCGACACUGAAGCAGAGCACCUCCUGAGACGGCAGUGA
This is a messenger RNA of Globicephala melas (long-finned pilot whale), 759 nucleotides long. The record is from RefSeq and is a predicted model, not a curated record. Lineage: Eukaryota; Metazoa; Chordata; Mammalia; Artiodactyla; Delphinidae.